AUGUCAGAAACGGGAAGUGUUAUCAAAGACAUUGAUCUAGUCGAAUCUCUAAAACGUUGGCAACAUCCCUGGCUGCUGAGCCAUCGAGUCAAUCUACACGACCAGCUCAAGAAGCUUGCAACGGGCCCGGACGGCAUUGGCGCUCCCGCAAAGCUGCACACUUCUUCCAAGGUGGUCCAAGUCGAUCCUGAGAGCGGUACUGUUAAGCUAGAAGAUGGCACAACGAACUCUGCUGAUCUUGUCAUUGGCGCUGACGGUAUCUUUUCAAUCACAAGAGCUUGUAUCAAAGACGCCGAGCUCUUCGGUUCGGGGAAGGCGGCUUUCCGUUUCUUGAUACCGCGCAAACUUGCUCGAGAUGACCCAGUUACAAAACACAUUGGUGAGAACGAGAAUACGUUGCUCAUGUGGUAUGGGCAAGAUCGCCGCGUUGUAGUUUACCCGUGCAAUGACAACGAUCUGUUCAACUUUGUCUGCAUCCAUCCCGAUACUGAGUCUCAUGCAACUCCAUCCGAUGAGUGGAACAAGCAAGGCUCGAUCGAACAAGUUCUAAAAGUCUACAAAGACUUCGACCCAGCUCUAUUGGCACUAAUAAAGAAGGUCAAUCCUGAAGUCGUAAAAGUAUGGCAGUUGCUCGAUAUGGAAAAACUGUCUACGUGGACUAAAGGCAAACUUGCUCUCAUUGGUGACGCCGCGCAUCCUUUUACACCACAUCAGGGGCAAGGUGCCGGCCAAGCAAUAGAAGACGCAGCAACGAUUUCGACUGUGCUGCCCAAGGGUACAGCCCCUGAAGCGGUUGGAGAACGACUCAAGUUGUACGAGCAAAUAAGAUACAAGAGAGCUCAUGCUAUCCAAGAAUACUCGCGCCAAGCAGGCAAAGACUGGAAGGAUGGAAAACCAGAGAUUGACAUGAUGGCUUACACGAACCACAACUUCGGCCACGACGAGCUCGAUAAUUCAGCCAAUAUAUUUAAGCGGUGGAAGUGGGCUAAGAAGACGAACAUGUACUGGAGGAUGCCGAUUGCCUUUGGUCCAUUCCCCGGACCGCGGCAAGACGCCUACGGCCGGAAUCUGAAGGAGGGACCAACGAGGAGUUUCCGAACAACUUCAAUCAAGUUCAAGACCUCGAGAACAUUCCUUGAAACACUCUUUCCGACCGAGUCCUUCAAAUUCAAGAAUGCGGACACGAUAUGUCUGGCCAGCUUUUCGCUCACAGAGCUGAAUCAUAUGCAAUGGCUCGGCGGCGAAGGGUAUCUCAACCUAGGGCUGUUCGUCCACGGUGUCGAGUACCAGAAGAAGGACGGGACGACAAUCAACGGCACAUAUAUGCCCAUUCUCUUUGAGAGUUUGUGUGAUCCUAUCGUCUCCGGCCGUGAGGAGCUGGGCAUGCCUAAGUUAUUCUGCGACCUGACCAUGUACCGAAGAGCGAAUUCCGCCAGAGUCAUCGCCUCAUGGCGAGGGGCCCAGUUUGCCGAGUUCGUGCUGCCGGAACUGCAGGAAGACGAUCCGUCAACAGAGCACGGCACCAUCGGCGGCGAAGCGGACUACGGUAUUCUGGUCUACCGGUACAUCCCCGCGGUCGGUGUGCCCGGGAAAUCUGACGCUGAAUAUGCCGUGGUGGUGCCGCACGAGGAGGAGUCGAAGGUGCAGAGCGCCAAGGUGAGCACUGUGGCGAGGUCGAAGACGGCGAGCGUCAAGAUUGAUGCUUUGGACUGGGAUGCUCUGCCAACUUUACAUCACGUCACGUCCGUAUUGGCGCAAAUCCCUAUUUACGAAGUCGUCAGCGCGAAGGUGGUGGAGGGGACGGGUGUCCCCGAUGUCUCUUCGGCGAGGAGGAUUGAGUAG
Molecule: messenger RNA, 1842 nt
Organism: Phaeoacremonium minimum UCRPA7
Lineage: Eukaryota; Fungi; Ascomycota; Sordariomycetes; Togniniales; Togniniaceae
Product: putative fad binding domain protein
Exons: 5
Coding region: 1-1842 (613 amino acids)
Molecular function (GO): FAD binding; monooxygenase activity; lyase activity
Source: RefSeq, a predicted model, not a curated record